UUAAAUUCAAUACAAUUUUUUUCCCCCAAAUGAAUCUAAUAAUAUCAACGAAAUCCCUUUUUAUCUCCACCCACUAAUGCCCAGGAUGAUUGAAUUUCAAGAUGCAGUGUACGAGGGCGCAGGAAUUAACAACGAGAUGAAAUUGAAUGUUAAUUAUCGUCCAAAGCCCCUUCGAUUGACUGGAAUCAUGAUAAAUCUUGGCGAGAAGAUUAGGGAAACCUCGGAGAUCAUGGACUUGAUUUCAAAGAAUGUGGAUAUAGUAUGCCUGAAUGUCUGUUACAAGGACCUAAAAUGUCAGGAAAAAAUGGUAAACAAUCUUCGAAAUGGAAUUGAGUGUCUCAGCUCUCGUCCUGGUUUAGCCUUCAAUCCUCCGGCUAUUGCAUUCGAUCUUCCCGGACCAGAUCUCCAGAUCAGGGACAUGAAUACUCUAGAGAGAACAGUGCGAUUAUCCGCGGGACAUCAAUUGAACAUUUUCAUACAGGAGAAUACCGAAAGAAUUGGUGAUGGGAAGGAAAUCGGUUACUUUGGUGUCUGCUGUCCUGAGUUACCCACAAUUAUGUUGGACAGAAAAUCUGGCUAUGUGGAGAUUGAUAAAAUUGAGAAAGAAUGCGUUCAUCACGUAUCCCCAAAGGAGGAACUAGACGAAAAAUAUGAAGAAGCCAUAAAGCUCGCUCUGGACCUUCACAUCGAUUUUUUAAUAAUUUCACACGUUGAAAAUUCAAAGACAGUAUCUGAUAUGAAGAUUCGUGUCCGUAAAUUAGGGAGCCGACCAAUUUGUAUUCUCGCGAAAAUUUCUUCACCCCAAGAACUCGAGAAGUUUGAUGAGAUUUUGAAGGCAUCGGAUGGCAUCCUGAUCGAUCGAGAGUCUCUCCAGAUCGGAAUACCAGUAGAAAAACUAGUUCCUACCCAGAAAUCGAUGAUAGCAAAGUGCAAUGAGGUGGGGAAAGCUGUACUGGUAACGUAUCGCGUGGCCGACGACAAUUCAACAAAAUUGAAGCUCGAGUCUGUGACAAACGCGGUAUUAGAAGGAAUAGACACUAUUUUCCUUGCCAGUCCUAUAUUUGAUCUGAAAAAUACCAUAAAAGUCUUUGAGGACAUUGAACUCGUCUUACGUAAGGCCGAGGCUGCUAGAUGGCACAGACAAAUUCUUCAGUAUUCAAGUUACAAGAGGACAAUUCCACUGGAUCCAACCCACGGAAUGGCAAUCGCUGCUGUUGAGAUGUCCAUGAAACUGAAUGCCUCGGGGAUAAUAGUGACAACGACAACCGGACGAACUGCGAUGCUCCUCUCGAUCUAUCGGCCAUCCUGUCCAAUUGCAGCCGUCACCAGAUAUGGCAUUACAGCACGAUGGCUGCGGCUGUACUUUGGUGUUCAUCCUAUCCACUAUAAAUGCUCACCGGAUCCCGACUGGAAUCAAGACUUAGAUUGUAGAGUGGAGCGUGCUAUGAAUUACUUGAGACAGUGGAAAUACAUCGACACAGGUGACCCAGUCAUUGUUGUAAGUGGGUGGCGUCGUGACCACAGCUUUACCCACUCUAUUCGGCUCGUUUAUGCACCACCUGCUGCAUUAUCCAAGAAGUCUGAUGACUUUGAAGACACUUGGUCAUAACCAUCAACAGAGACC
Messenger RNA from Fopius arisanus, 1624 nucleotides. RefSeq names its product pyruvate kinase PKM-like. NCBI's taxonomy places the organism in Eukaryota, Metazoa, Arthropoda, Insecta, Hymenoptera, Braconidae. Gene Ontology annotation, molecular function: pyruvate kinase activity; magnesium ion binding; potassium ion binding. The transcript has 8 exons. Gene Ontology annotation, biological process: glycolytic process. The coding region runs from base 77 to 1609 and encodes 510 amino acids. Gene Ontology annotation, cellular component: cytoplasm. The record is from RefSeq and is a predicted model, not a curated record.